AUGUUGCUGCCUGUGUGUCCACUGUUGGUCCUGUACAGCGUCUUAGCUGGUCAUCUGGUGGAGGCGGAGAGAUGUUUCAAAUUACGUACAUGUCUCUUGAUCAAGAUUUCGAUUUGCAGCGAUUGGAAAAGAACCAUUAUCUUCAUCCACAGAAAUACUACGCCGUCGGAGUAUGUCUUCUUGAGAGGAGGUAUAGAUCACGCUCGCCGGCCAGACUGUGUCCGAAACAAUGACCCCUGUCACAUACCACUGCGUCACAUCUGGACGAGCCGCUGGGGGAGCAAGUACAGCGCCUGGAGCCAAGGGGACAACUACCUGGACUGGUACGGAGCCGAACAGGGCCAAGGCACCCUGCCAGGGGCGACGGCAGGGUCUCCGGGAACCCCGGCCCAGGGAACCCCUAUGAUUUGGACCACACACGAGCGAUAUUCACGGGGUCGUUGGUGCCCUCCUGAUGACUUUGGCUGUAGAUAUAUCUACCGGUACGACAAUUUGAUAGCCGAAAGGGAUGGUGUAGGGUACACACCGCGGAACAAAUGGGGCUACCAUUACUGGAUGUUGGACGCCAUGAUGGAUUGUUCGAGAACUGAGGGUGGUUGGUUUUAUUUAAAGGCCUAUCUUGCCCCAGAGAACCAGUGGGAACCCGAUAUCUGGCAGCAGGGGACAUGUCAGAGAUUUAGUCAGCCCCUUCCAAACUCACGGAACCACAUGGCCAGGUGCGGCAUGACUAACGUGUUCCAGUGGGGGCAAGCCUUUCCUUGUGAGAUCUUCCCUAACGACCCCCACCCUGCUCUACCGGAUAAUUAUUAGCUGCUGUUUCGGGUAGCAGAUACCAAUCCCAUUAAGAGAUAAUAUCUUUUGGACUAAUUAAGUGCAUGAUUUGAAAACAUUUCAUACACCGGUACUUGCAAAAGUAAUUAAAUGCUUGAUAAAUGGUGAUUAUAAUGUAUUUUUUAAUAAUUAUGUCUGUUUUUGUAUUAUGGUAAAGUCGCCUGACUGAAACAUUCUUUGGAAAGGUCUCCACACACCUACAAGUGUAGGCAAAUGAUGAUACUCUUAAUGAGGAGACAUAAAUGGAGUUAUUGACAAACGUCGUGGUCGCUACUUUCAAACAUGCGACCACAAAUAAACAGUUUGGUAUGCUUGCCUUAUCACAAACGCCAAGCCGCGUGUGUCGUGACUUUCUAAUCUGGAAACAAACAUAGUCUAACAUGGCCGACCUACAGUUUUGUACAAAAUAAAUGAAUACAUGAAUAAAACCAACUUUGCCCAAAGCAUUACCUUUAUAAGUAAUAAACUGCUGUAAUAGUA
This is a messenger RNA of Lingula anatina, 1311 nucleotides long. RefSeq lists its product as uncharacterized. NCBI's taxonomy places the organism in Eukaryota, Metazoa, Brachiopoda, Lingulata, Lingulida, Lingulidae. The record is from RefSeq and is a predicted model, not a curated record.